This is a messenger RNA of Mytilus trossulus (common blue mussel), 2167 nucleotides long. Its product is annotated as BMP and activin membrane-bound inhibitor homolog. The transcript has 3 exons. Gene Ontology annotation, molecular function: frizzled binding. Lineage: Eukaryota; Metazoa; Mollusca; Bivalvia; Mytilida; Mytilidae. Bases 284 to 1105 code for a protein of 273 amino acids. The record is from RefSeq and is a predicted model, not a curated record. Gene Ontology annotation, biological process: transforming growth factor beta receptor signaling pathway.
GUUCAAUGACAGAUGUAUUAUUUGAUAUGUAAACGAAACCUGCACACGUUGUUGCAUGGGUUUUGUUGUGAUUAUAAACGAAUUAAACAAAAAAUCGACAUAAAUGACGAAUUUGAAGUGUAAAAUGGAAUAACCACGAUGGACAUUGUAUUCUUCAUGUACAAGAAUAAUAUACCGCUUAUUAUAUGGAAGUAAAGGAUGUUAACCAACGUAUACAAAUAGAUAAACACUUGGAUUUAUAUGUUUAAUUUUUCUGAUUUAUUACAACUCUUCUCUGACUCUAAUGGGGUCAUCUCAUGGACUUAUAUUUCUUCUGGUUUAUUGUCUUCAUUUAACGGAAGGUGAAAUUAGAUGUUACUGUAACGAGUCUCGGUGUGUUCGAACAGGCUAUAUGUGUAAAUCGACAUUAAAUGCGUGUUACUCAAUACUGACUUAUGACGAUGGGAAACCAAAGACAACUCAGGGAUGUAUAGAGUCUUUAGAACCAUCAAAGCGUAUCGUGUGUAAAAGUGAAAAACCUGAACAGUAUACAAGCAAGUUACCAACCCAGGAACAAUCUCUGUUAAUUUGUUGUCACAAUGAUAUGUGUAAUUAUAACGAAAAAACAAUUAGCAUAAUAGUCAAGGAAAAAUCAAAUGGCAGUACUCAAAAUGGCAAUGAGAACUUACUAGAAGAUGUGCCAUCCUUUCACAAAGACUCAAAGGAUUCCAGCGUCGACAAAGACUUGUGGUUUAAAGCUGCCGUGAUUGCAGUUCCCAUAGCGGGGGGAUUUAUUCUCAUUUUAUUGGUGCUGUUGGCUGUGCGCAUGCUCAGAUCAGACUCUCGCAGACACAGACAGUUAAUACAAAUAAGACGGGAAAGGACAAGUCUCACAAAAGCUCAACUCUAUGUAACAGACCAUUUUUGUGACAAACCAUGUAAUAAAAAAGCACCUUUAUUAUAUGACGAUAAACAAAAUAUUGUGUGUAAAGAACCUUUAAUCAAAGUAGACAAGGAUGGUAAAAUAUAUGAACAAGUUGGAGAUACUUCAAAGUGUAAAAACAAAAGUCCUUCGUUAAUUGUAUGGGGGAAACCGGGGAAAACUGACUUUGCUACUGUUGUGUAAUGUUUUUCUUUUGUGUAUUAACAGAAUAAGAUGUUGAUUUAUGUGUAUAAAUCAGAGCAUCGGGAUGAUGUUGACACUUACAACAAAUAUACGAAACCUGUAUGUCCAUAUCUGUCACCCAGGAAAGGUAGUACAAUGUACAGAUGUGUGGCUUUCACCAUCUUCUAAAAUAAUGAAUCAAAAAGUGAAUUGACUCAAAUCACCCUAAAGAAAUUAUUAUUUUAUUGACGGAUCUAUCUUACCUAUUCAGAUCCUUGCAGUUUUAUUUUUGAUGAUCAGAAUUGCUCAAUAUUUUUUUCUCUAAAUCAAAAUUUCUUUAUUAUGGAGUAAAGAGAAAAGUUUAUCCUGAAAGAAUAUUUAUUCGAAAGUAAAGCAAGUAGACUUUUGGAAAUGGAAUAUUUUGUAGUUUUUUAGUUAGAUUAAAUCAGAACAUAUAGGCUGUAACAAAUUCCAAUUUUAAUUUAGAAAGUCGUCUACAUUUACAAUACAAUUUUGGAAGAAACAUCAAACGCCCAUUAAAGUUACUUGGUUUACAAUUGUUGUGUUUAUGUGAUAGAAGUUUAUAUGCUUAAAACGAAUUCAAAUAUUCGUUCUUGAUACGUGCUUUCAAAUCUUAAAUGCGCAUGACAUGAUAUGAAUGUUAUUUUGUCUGAGUGUACAUGAUUUAUAGAAAACUCCUUUAAAAGGGGUUUUUCCGUUGUUGUAAUUGUUUGUGAAUAUGUUGUGAAUGAUGAUGUGAAAAUGUUGACACAUGAAUGGUGACAUGUGAAUGGUGACGUGUGAAUGGUGACGUGAAAAUGUUGACACAUGAAUGUUGACAUGUGAAUGGUGACGUGUAAAUGGUGACGUCAGAAUGGUGACGUGUGAAUGAUGACGUGUGAAUGAAGACGUGUAAAUGGUGACGUGUAAAUGAUGACGCAUGAAUGGUGACGUGUGAAUGAAGACGUGUUGCACAUGUAUGAAAGUUGUUCUUUGUUAUUUGUCUUCUAAAGACAGACAGAGUAUUUUUAUUAUAUAUAUUUGAAAUUCUUAUUUAUUAAAAAUAAAUUAUGAAACAUUUGA